This is a messenger RNA of Phlebotomus papatasi, 1324 nucleotides long. Its product is annotated as cyclin-J-like. NCBI's taxonomy places the organism in Eukaryota, Metazoa, Arthropoda, Insecta, Diptera, Psychodidae. The coding region runs from base 155 to 1210 and encodes 351 amino acids. The transcript has 2 exons. The record is from RefSeq and is a predicted model, not a curated record. Gene Ontology annotation, biological process: mitotic cell cycle phase transition; regulation of cyclin-dependent protein serine/threonine kinase activity. Gene Ontology annotation, cellular component: cyclin-dependent protein kinase holoenzyme complex; cytoplasm; nucleus. Gene Ontology annotation, molecular function: cyclin-dependent protein serine/threonine kinase regulator activity.
GCGCCAACAACGGUUGAUAGCUAGGCUAGAUGUAAAAAACGAACCGUUAGUUUGUUUUCUUCUGCAAAAUAUUGCGGACAUGGCGAAUUCUUGUGAUCUUAUUUCUAGCAAGAAUUAGGCCAAAAUUAUCGUUAAAAGGUGUUUCAGUUCCAAAAUGCUUCGUGGUGCACGAACUCCCAGUCUGGGAUCCGUGCCCAGGAAGCGCAGAAAGUUCAAUUCUUUGAUGCACUCGAGGAAGGUUAGGAAGAAACAAGAUGUCUCCCCCGAAGGGAAAAAUCCCAUUUUUCACGGGAUUGACAAGAUGGACGAUGUAGAGAAUUGGUGGAAUAUGGAAUACGAGAGGGACAUGUACGAAGCAAUGAAAGUGAGUGAGAGGGAAAAUCGUCCUGCACUAAGAAUGUUCGAUACCACAAGAAUUAAUCACCUCAGGGAAUUGCGAACAUGCUUGGUGAACUUGCAGAAACACAUCACUGAACAUGAGCAACUCAGUAGGAAUACACUGCAUCUAGGAGUGUAUAUAUUUGAUGUAGUCCUCAAUACAUUCACUCUUCCGGAUAGCGGCAUGUACUUUGUUGCGGGAGUUUGUUUGAUCCUCGCAGCAAAAAUGGAAGAUAGGGAUUUAUCUGUGCCCAGCAUUGAGGCAUUCGAUAGUUACCUAAAUUUACAGACUCACACAAAUUCCGCUGAAUAUGCCGCAACAGAGUUCAGCAUUAUGAGGAUGCUAGAUUUCAAGAUGAUCAUCCCAACUGCAGUCACAUUCACGGAUUACUUCGUUUGGAUUGUGGUAACUGUGCAGGAUUAUGAGGAUCAGCGGUUUCAUGAAGAUUUCCUUUUUCCCACAUUUGAGGCAUUUCUCGAGAACGCUCAUAUGUUUGUACAUAGAUUUCUGGAUGCUACGCUGAGUGAUCCUCUAAUGGUACAGGAAGUACCAUCGAAGGUGGCUGCAGCGUGUCUCUUAGCCACCAGGACCAUCCUUCGCCUAACUACGAUCUGGCCGCAAAAUCUCAUCCACAUCACUAAUUACAAGGUCUCUGAUAUAAUUUUCUGCGCUUCCAAGAUCAUGAAUCUCUGUGAUACACCCAAACCCGAUGAAGAGGUCGUGGUGUGUUCUCCGGAAUCCGGCUACGGAACUUCCUAUUUUAAAUCUCCGAGUUCUGAGGACUCUUUCGCAAACCAUUCCAGUGAUGAAUUUAUGUCCGUUGAUGAAUAGACAGACAUCAUGUUGAGUUCAAUAAGGAAUCCUAUCCAGUAAUAUAAUAUUUGAAUUUAUAUAACUUUCUCAAUUUUCCUAAAAUAAAAGAUAAAAUGGGUAAUUCAUUGAAAA